Polypterus senegalus (gray bichir) is the source of this 12044-nucleotide messenger RNA. RefSeq lists its product as uncharacterized. Lineage: Eukaryota; Metazoa; Chordata; Cladistia; Polypteriformes; Polypteridae. The transcript is spliced from 10 exons. The record is from RefSeq and is a predicted model, not a curated record. Bases 180 to 11915 code for a protein of 3911 amino acids.
GUAAAGACAAGAAAUAAGAAAGUUGAAGUGACGUGAAAUAAAUUGAUUUGCAUAAAAAAAUUGAUACAACAACAAAAAAAUAAAAAAGUGAUCUGGAAAUACAGGACCCCCCACCCCACCCGACCCAUCAACCCCAUCAAGGUGCCCGGGCUCCAGCUGCCAUUUUUAAGCUUCAUGUGAUGCUACUCUGUUUGGAUAGAAACUAUGGAGGCAGAGUGGGAGGAACUUAUGGACAACUCGCAUGCCCCCAAGACCCCCCAACUCACAAAUCUUAUUUCCAAGGCUUCUUCGGAAACACCCUGAGCACUGAGGCACAGCCGGAAGAGACUGAGCAGCAGGCAGAGGAUGUGAGCUCCACUGUUGGAGAGGAAGCAGUUUCCACAGAGUGCUGUCUCAUCGGCGAGCAGGAAGUGACCGAAGUGGCAGAAACCGUAGGGGCCAGUUGCCAUGGCGACACGGCUGUAUGCAGGGUGAAUGUCCCUGUGGACCAGGAAGCACCCGAAAGCUCUGUGUCCCCGAAUACAGAGGAAAAGGAGGAGGAGAACAAUCCAAGUCAAGAGGACACAGAGUGCCUGGUGACAGCCAAAGGCAGAUUCAACAGACGCCACCGGCCAGCUACUCGCCGAAGACAUGAAGACCAAACUGGGAAGGCUAAAAAAGUAUUUGCUCAGGAGUUUGGUGAAUGGACCAAUUCAAAAGCUGCACUGCUGGACCAAGCCUGUGCUCCACAGAAGAAAACAGCACAAGGAUAUGUGGGAUGGGACACCCAACAGGAGUUUGAGGUCAAGGAAAAGACCACAGUAGUCGCUACUGCAAGCCACCCCCUGGAAGAUUUACCAAAACCUUCAAGUAUGACGGCCUGGUCCAGUGCUUUAGAAAACUCUAAAGAUGAAGAAGCAGACAAGGCUGAACUGAAGAGAACAUAUGCCACACAAGUUACCACUGAGGUUCUCCAGCUGACCAUAACUCAAGAAUAUGCCUCACCCAAAGAGCCGCAAGAGUCAAUGUGCAGGGGUAAAGUGAUGACGGGAAGCGAGCAGCUUACAGAAUUCAGGUCCUCCAUGAAAGAAGAUCUUCUUGAGGAUACACACACUAAUCAAACAGACGCACCUUCAGUGGAAAAGCUGACCAACAGAGUGCCAUCACUGGGACAGUCUGUCCAGCUCUGUAGUACUUCUCAAUCAGCAGGUGAAGAAGAGCUGGAAAUGUUGACACAAGAAGAACAGUUAGGUCAACAUGUGGAACCAAAAGAGUCAACUCUUGAAGAAAGACAAGCUGUACAAGGGACAUUAGAUUUGGACUCUCAGUCCACCAAUGAAGUAAAACCAAGCUUCAAUGUCAGCCCCAAAAAGUCCCCAAUCCAGCCAUCAAUCACGCGGGCUGGGGCCUUCCGAGAACAUCCUAAAUCUUCUAAGUCACCAAAGGUGGCAACAUCAUCAGAAGAGGUUAUCAAUGAAAUGGCACUUGCAAAGCCUGAAGAACAAUGCAAGGCCUUAAACACUUUCACUCAACUUUCAGCACUUUACCCGCCACAUUUAGAGCUCACAGCCCAAGCAGAGCAUCUCCAAACUUCAGAAAUGAAAGAAGAGUCUGCCCAACCUAUUGACCUUGAAGAUCCUGCAGGCUCUGUAAAGUUAGUAGUGCAAUCUGUGACUCCGGAGGAGCUGAAUGCUGGGAAACUUUCAGAACCAUCUAAGUCAGAAACUCUACCAUCACUUAAGGCAGAGGCCCAAAAUGCUGGGCCUGAAGAUGCUUCCACAACAUUUCUAAUGGCAGCAGGCCUGCAUUCACAAUCUGAGGACUCGUCCUUAAAUUUGCACCAAGAGGUUCCAGAGAAGGUAAAGACACCGGACAAACAUAAAAAUAUCAAGAGCUCAUAUUCAGAUGAGUGUUCAGGGGCCUCAGGUCCACAAGUUCAUCUUGCAGGGCUUGAGGUGCCUUCUUUGGUAGAACAUCGAGAAGCUGAUUUGCCAUCGGAUGGGUUGGAUGCAGCAGGGCCUUUUGAGGCAAUAAAGAAACCAAUUCAUCAUGUAGGCCUUGAGGAGUCAACCAUAGGAACAUUUUAUCCUGGAACAUUAGGGAUGGAGGCAUCAGAAGAGCACCCCGAAGACCCUUCAACGGAUGCUCCACUAUCACUAAUAGUGUCCUCUCAGGAGUGUCCGGAAGAGUUAGUAACUGAAGUGUCUUCAGAUGAGCGUCCAAAAACGUUACGUGAGGCCAAGACCACAGCCCAACAUAUGGAAGCAGUAGAGCCACCUUCAGAACAGCAUCUAGAGGCAUCUCAAAAUGAAAUCCCACAAUUACUCAAGGUGUCCUCACUAAUGUGUCAGGAGAUAAGAGAGGUAGUCACAUCUCAGUAUCCAAAGAACCCAAUGGCAUCAACCCUACCUGAGGAACAAAUUGAGAUAUCAUCAAAGAUGAUUCCCCAAACCUUGUUGGACACAGAGAAAGAAGAAGUGGAGGGUUCAUCUUCGGGACAGUGUCCGGAGACUUCAGAAGCCAAAAUUCAACAGGCAAAAUCUCAGGAUUCAGUAUUAAAGCACCUUUCUGGAACUUCUGAAAUAGAAAUAGCAUUUUGUGAGGCCUCUGUGAAGUGUCUGGAGGAGGCAGAGGCAGUAGUACACCACACAAAGCCAAAUGAACCAUGUCCAGAAAAGCAUCCAGGAACAUCCAAGUUAACAAGGACAGAAGGACUACUCAAGGAACCAUCAUGUGGACAACAUGUGACGUCAGAUGGAACAGGCCCAGGAGCACCUCCACAGGAUGUAUCAUUAACAGAGACAGUAGGACAAAAACAUUCAGAAUCAGAAAAACCAUCUCCAGGUGAAUAUCCAGAAGAGCCCAAGACAGCAGAACAAAAUGGGCUACAUUCAGAAAUGUGUCCAGAAGAUUUAGAGUUGGGAGAGAUAGCGGGACAGCAUUCAGGGCUACCAUCUCCAGAAAAAUGUCCACAAGAUGAAGAUCAAGGAACCCAGGUUGACAAAUCUGGGAUUUCAAAUUUACAGCAGCAUCCCGAAUCUGUUACAGCUGGGAUUGGCCAAAGAUUUCAAUGUGCAGAACUAGACGAGCCAAUCAACAAGAAACACCCUACAGCUUUAGAGACAUCAAAUCAGCUCAAAAAACUUGAAGAGCUUCCGAAAUCUAUUGAGAGGAGACCUCCAUAUUCCUUUACUGUAAUUUCAGAGGAUGAUUCAGACAUCAUCAGAGGGAGGGCAGACCAAGAUGGAGAAGAAGAGAAGCCAUCUUUAGGAGAAAGUCCAAAAGCUUCAGGAACAGAAGUGAUCUACCAUUUCGAUCAGGAUUUAGAAAUCUUUCCAAAGGUUUCUCAGGCUGAAGAAUUUGAGGAACCGAACGUAGAGGGGCAAACCAAGCCAUCUGAUAGAGUCUCCCAACCACUGGAUGGGCAGACAUCAAGUCAGAGCUCAGGACUGGCAAGCACAGCCUCUCCAGUCAUAGAGACAAAUGCACAAUGUCCAGAGAUUUCAGAGAGUUGGCUUUCAGAACCUGAGAAGUCCUUGCUGGAGGAGCGUUUUGAACUGUCGGAUAAGGCAACGUCACUUCUUUUAGACUCAGAAAGACACUCAGAGAUAACAGAAAUAGUGGUUCACAAGCCUGAAGAUUGUCCUGGAGUUUCAGAUGUGUCAGAGAUGGUACCACAAUAUGGGGAGUCAGAGGAGCCACCUUCAGCAGAUGGCACAAUGGCUUCAAAGACGGAAAGUCAACCUGAGAAUCUGGAGGAGUCAGCUUUGCAGAAAGGUCUGGACAUUUCUGACACGACUGCUGUAUCUUCAGGUGUGCUGGUCUUAUCAGAGUAUUCAGAGGAAAAGAAGAACACAGUCCAAGAUGCAGAGAAAGUGAAACCAUCUCCAGAAGUGUGUCCUAAAACUUCAAUGAAAAACACACAGCUAGAAGAUCUGGAGGAAUCAGUGUUGCACCUACACCAAGAUGUUUUGGAGACUUCUGCAACAGGAACUAUGCCUUUUAUUGAGUUGUAUUCAGAGGUGAGGCAUAUAAAGGACCAGCAUUCACAGCUAGAUGAGCCAUCACUGGAAAAAUGUCCUGAAUUACAAGAAAUUUCAGAUGCAGUGCACAUUGUAUCAGAGGAGCUACCAUCAGUGGAACGUCCAGAAGCUUUUCAGAGAGAGACUCAGAUAGUGAAAUUUGAUCCACCUGUUUUACAAGAACACAAUGGAGAUUCGCUACCAGUGCUAUCAUCUUCUCAACCAUUCUCAGUGGAAGAUCUGAGGGUACAAGAGGAAGCGACACAACCUUCCAAGACUGCUAAACCAUCUUCUGAAGAGUGGCAUAAAUUAUUAGAAAUAUCACAGUCAGCACACACAACAUCAGGGGAGCCAUCUUCAGGUUGUUCACAGAAACAAAAUGAGGCUGAGAAAUUUGAGCAGUCUGUUUCACAGGAGCACAUGGAAGCAUCUCCAUCCGCAGUUUCAGCUUCAUCCGAGUUGUCCCCAGUGGAGGAUCAGCUGGUACCAGCAACACCAGAUCAGGCAGGCCAGCACAUCAAACCAGAAGAGCCAUCUUCAGAUGAACAUCUUGAAUUUUCAGAAGUGCCACAAUUAGGUCCUGUAGAACCAGAAGGACUGUCUUCAGUCGAGUGUCCAGAAGCCUCACCAAGAGAAGCUCUAACUGUAAACUUUGAGUAUUCUGUUUCCCAAGAGCACUCUAAAGCUUCCCCAUCAGUGGUUUCACCCCCAUGUGAGUGCCCAGGGGUACCAGGGAUGGUAACCCAAAAUUUAGAAGCAGAGGGUACCAACACAUCAGAUGAACUAACCAAACCGGAGGAGCCAUCUUCAAUAAAGUAUUCAGAAGGAGAUACUUCAGCCCAAAGUGCAGGACAGGAAGAGUCUUCUUCAGAAGAUAAUUCAGCUGUAGCAUCAGAGGAAUCAAGAACCAAAGAUUCAGAAUCAAAGGAAGCUUCUAGAAAAGAGUAUCCACAUUACAACCAAGUAACCCAGCAUGAAGAGUCUGCAGUAAUGACGGAGACAGCAAAGUCCAGCACUCCAAAGGCAGAAACAGUUCAGUUCAACCACACUGAGGCCCGUGAAACAUUGACAUUUGAAGAUCAUCAGCUAAUUGGAGAUGUAUUUGAUGACCACCCUGAAGCUCCUAAAAGUCUAAUUCGGUCUGAUAUCCCUGACUUCUUAGCUGCAGAGUGUUCUUCAGACUUAUCGAGGGCAACAGCAAUGUGGUAUGAUGACUAUGGGAAUCCAGGCAAUGAAGCAAAGAUGGACACAGAGGAAGAGGAAAACCAAGAUGCAGAUAUCUGUAAAUGUGAAGAUGACCAAAGUCUAAAGGGAAAUGUUCCCACUGAGAAGAAUCUAGAAUUGGAGGAAAAAGAAGUAUGUAAGGAGGACUCUGGAUUUUCCAAAAACAAGCCAAAGGUGUUGACAGCGAGAAGAUGUUUUUCUGCUGGUGAUGAGCUUUCUGCCUGGGACAAAGAAGAAAUGGACGCUGCAUUUGAUGACUAUAGUAAGGACAAUGUGGAAUGGGAGAUUGAUAAAAUCUGGCUCUCCUUGCACCAAAAAAGUGAUGGUUCACAUUGCCAGUUAGACUCUGAUGAUGAACAAGAUGAUGAUGACAGUGAUGAUGAUGAUGAAAUGAGUGAGGACAAUGAAGAGAGUGAUGAUAAAAUAUGGCUUUCCUUGCAUCAAAAAAGUGAACGCUCACAUUGUCAGUUAGAUUUUGACGGUGGGCAAGAGGAAGAAUUAGAUGACUGGAGUCUCCAGGAAGAUCAUUUCCAGCAACUGAAUAACUAUGCCAUGCAGAAAGCUAGAAACAUGCUGUACAGUAUUGAGGAGGAAGAAGAAACUGAACUCGAUGAAGAGAUAUCACAGUCUGACAAGCAUCUUGGUGCUGGCGCAGAUGUAAUUAUGAAAGAUCUCACAACACCACCCCAGAAGGAAAAUGAAAGGGUCUCAACUGGGGCUGAAAUGGAGGAAGAUGAAAGAUUUAGCAAAGCAAAAGAAGAAAGAGAUCAGGUAGGACUGCAGAUCAAGAACAAGGAUGAAUGGGACAUGACACCAUCUGCACCUCUAUCUCUUGAAGAAUCUCGACCGAAGGGUCAGGAACUCAAUAUUCCAACAGUAGACCUGGACACUGCUAUCAUGUUGUCAAGAACUGAAGAGAUCCAGGAAUGUCCACAGGAAGAAAUCUUCCCAGUCUCAGUGCCUGAAGACCUAAAGUUCAAGGAGUCUGUCCAAAUACUGAACUUCAUGUGUGGCAAAUCAGAUCUCCUAGGGGGAGAUAAGGAAGAAGAUGGCUCAACUGUUCCAAUGAUGCAAGUAGAGACACCAUCAUUCUGCUCAGGUGCAUCACAUAUUGAUCAUGCUGUUGAUGGUGAACAGCUCCAAAAGUAUGAAGAACAAGCUGAAGGAGAUCAUGAGAAGCUACUGAUGGAAAUGAAGCAAGAAGCUCCCUGUGACUACCAAGAGGACGCACAUUGCCUCCUAGCAUUGGAUGAUAAAUCAAAUCUAACAGCUUCAGAAGCAGUUAAAGUCAUAGAUGACAGCACUCAAAGACCCAAGGAAAUUCUAGAAAUCAAAGUGUCCACUGAAACAUUAGAGGAGACUGAUGGAGAUCAAGUGAAGGCAACAGACAAGAGCAUCGCAUUUGUAUUAUCUGAAGAAAGAGAUUCGAUGGGAUUGCAGGUCAAGAAUGAAGAUGAGAUGGGUAUGUCCACAGAGAAAACAUCUGGACUUCUACAUCUUGAAGAAUCUCAACCAAAAGGUCAGGAACACAACACUCCAACAGAAGACCCUGAAUCUGCUAUCCUAUUGUCAAGAACUGAGGAGAUCCGGGAAUGUCCUCAGGAAGAAAUGUUCCCAGUGUCAGUGUCUGAAGAUCUAAACCUUAAGGAGUCUGUCCAAAUACUGAACUUCAGCUGUGGCAGAUCAGAUCUCCUAGGGGGAGAUAAGGAAGAAGAUGGCUCAACUGUUCCAAUGAUGCAAGUAGUAGAGACACCAUCAUCCUGCUCAGGUGCAUCACAUAUUGAUCAUGCUGUUGAUGGUGCACAGCUCCAAAAGUAUGAAGAACAAGGUGAUGGAGAUCGUGAGAAGCUACUGGUGGAAACGAAACAAGAAGCUCCCUGUGACUAUCAAGAGGACACACAUUGCCUCCUAGCAUUGGAUGAUAAAUCAAAAUCAACAGCUUCAGAAGAAGUUAAAGUCAUAGACGACAGCAUUCAAAGAUCCAAGGAAAUUCUAGAAAUCAAAGUGUCCACUGAAACAUUAGAGGAGACUGACGGAGAUCAAGUGAAGGCAACAGACAAGAGCAUCGCAUUUGCAUUAUCUGAAGAAAGAGAUUCGGUGGGACUGCAGGUCAAGAACGAAGAUGAGAUGGGUAUGUCCACAGAGACAACAUCUGGACAUCUUGAAGAAUUUCAACGAAACGGUCAGGAACUCAACACUUCAACAGAAGACCCUGAAUCUGCUAUCCUAUUGUCAAGAACUGAGGAGAUCCAGGAAUGUCCUCAGGAAGAAAUCUUCUCAGUCUCAGUGUCCAAGGAUGCAACAGCUAGGUUAUCACUUUUGUCAGAACAAGAAAAUGAAUCUUCUCCUCCAUGUAUAAAAUCAGCAGACUCUGCAGGCAGUGAGGGAGAAGAAGACAUGCUCAAGAAAGGUGAAGGUGUUUUGCUGCCUUCGGUAGAGAAUGAGGACACCACUCCUGAUGUGCCAUCUCACACAGCGUCACAAUCAGCCUCAUUGCAUGAAGACCAACAUGAAGAUCAACAGGAAAGUGAAAAUGACGAUGUGGAUUUACAAACAAACGUUUCUAAUCACCUCUUGUUGAAAGAAACUGUAGAGCCAGGGGAGGAUUGGGAUGGACUAGAAAGGCUUGGUGACAAAGAUAAGGGAUUGUUGGUCAGGAAUGAAGAAGCUACAAUUGAUUAUUUGAGGGCAUUAGAAACACAUGAAGAGGAGAACCUGGGUACAUCAAAAAUAAAUGAAGACGAAAAUCAUGGUGUGGUAGAAGGUAAUAAGGAGGGAGAUCAGGAUGGGCCAAAAGGAUCAGGAGAUGAAACAUGGAAUGCUUCAGAGACUACCGGUAAAGUGCAUCCAUGUAUGUCAUUGGAAAGGGAAGAGCUUGAUGAGUUUGUGGUCGAAAGAACAGACAAAAUUAGGGUGAAGGAUGAGGAUGUAUUAGAAAUAAAUAAAGAAGAAGAUCAGGGCAUAGUAGAAAGAAUAGACGAUCAGAAUCAUGAUGUGUCAGAUGUUACCACUGAAGGACAUCAAGGUACAUCAUUUGAAAGAGAGGGACACGAUGAAAUUGCGUUUAAAAGAGUUGAUGACACCAAAGUGAAAGACCAGAGUGUAUUAGAAAUUAAUGAAGAGGAGUGUGAGGGUGCACCACAAAGAGGGGAAGAUGAGGGAGAUAAAGCCUCAGAUGUUAGUGAUAAAGAGUGUCUCUGUGUACCACUAGAAAGUGAUGAUCAUGAUGAAUUUGUAUUCAAACGAAUUGAAGAGGUGAACCAGGGGUUACUUGAAUGUAAUGAAAAGGGUGAUCAAGACCACCCUGAAACCCAUGAAAUGAAGGUUUGUGGUAUAUCAGUUAACAAGGAAAAGGGUAAUCGGGGUUUAGGAGAAAGAAUAGGAAGGGAUGGUGAGAGUGUGGUACUCGAAUACACUAAUGACCUAGAAAAUGUCACUUCAGGAAUCACUUAUGGUGACAAUGAGGGUGUGUUGCAAUUAAGUGAAGAUAGAUGGGAGGCACCAGAAAAGAAAGAAAAUACAGAAGAGAAUGUGGCUGCUGUGGUGAGUGCAGUAGACCAAAGUGAACUUGGAUUAAAUAAAGUGGAGGAUAAGGGAGCUCUAGAAAGAACUGUAAGGGAAAGUUGGGAGACAUCAGAGAUCCUCCAACAAGAGGAUACAAGUCCACUAGAAGGACAUCCUGGACAAGAUCAGAGAGUGUCAGAGAAUAUUCUAGUGGAGAAUAAGGCAUUAGGACAUUUUGAAAGGGAGGCCUGGGCAGAGUCAAGAGGAGAAGAACUACAGAGUGAGGAGAGAGCAGAAGAUGAAAAGCAGGUUUACUUAGAAGUAAUGAAAGAUGUGUCUCCCUCAUCAAAUCUAGAAAAAGCGGUUAGUCAAGGAAUAAUGGAAAGAACUGAAGAGCGGCAUGAGGAAGACUCGGAAAAAAGUAAAGAGGAAGAAAAGCAUGAAUCUGAUAGAAAUGAUAAGGGAGAUCUGCACGUAUCUGUGGCCGAUGAGGGUGUAAUAGAAAUUAGAAUAGAAAAGAAUGGAGAGGAAUUGGAAAUACAAGAUAGAACAACAACGGCAGAUCCAGAACAAGUGGAAGAUAGGAUUGUGUCACAACUUAGUGACAAUCGGCACAAGGGGGUUAUGGAAAGAAAUGAAGAGGAUGACACAAGGUCAUUGGAUAUUGUUAAAGAAGAGGAUGAGGAACUAUCAGAGAAAAGGGAAGUGGAGGAAGCAAUUCUAUUAGGAAAUUCAGAAAGAGGGGGAAAAGAUGUAAGAAAAAGUAUGGAAAUUGAAGGUGCUGAUGGAGAAAAUCAAGUUAUUUCAGAUGUGGUGAAUGAGAGAGGCCAGAGAGCAGCUGGCACAAUUAAAGAGUGUGUUCUGGAAAGAGAGGAGGGGGGAGAUCAAGUUGUGACUGAAAUUAAUGAAGAGGAAUGUCAGGGAAUGCCAAGAAAUAAGGAAGAGGAAGGUCAGGAUGUGCCAGAAAGAAAGAUGGAGGAAUAUCAGGCAGUGGUGGAAAGGAAGAAGGAAAAAAGUGAGGAUGAGGUAAUAAGAAAUGAAGAGGAAUGCCAGGGUGUGGAGGAAAGGAAUGAAGAUGAAUGUCAUGAUGUGGUGGAAAGAAAGAUGGAAGAAUAUUAUGGUAGUUCAGUAGGAAAACAAGAGGAAGGUCAGGUUAAAGACAUGGACAUAGUUGAAAACAAACAGGCGGAUUUAUGUGUGUCUGAAAGCUUUGAAGAGAAACCUCAAGAAAGUUUUGAAAGGAUUCAAGAAGAUACAAAUGUUGAUAAUGGGAGCCAAUGGGCCUACCAAAAAAUGGACUUGGAUGGCAGCUCUUUAUCAGAAAAAAGAGAAAAGAAUGAAGAAAGUUCAUCCAAGAUUAUUGAUGCAGGAGACGGAAGCUCAACAAAAACACUUCAGACAGACCUGGAAAAAACUGUGCAAGAGAAGUCUGGCUCAAAAGCUGAGUCCAUAUUCGUUUUGAAAAGAAAGGAAACAAAUGAAGAGGAGACUGAUGGGGUAUCAAAGAUAUCAAGAACUGUAGGUCAUGACGUAACAUUGAUUACACUUGAAGAAGAACAAGAAGCAGAAAAAGUUAAAGAAAUGAAAGAUGAGGGGGCAUCAAAAGGAGAAUUAAAGGAAUGUCUAAUAAAAAGGAAUGGAGUGAAGGAUCAGGGUGCAUCAGAGAGUACUGAAGAUGAAGUGGAAGGCACGUCAGGAAAUUUGGCAGCUGAAAGGCAGGAUGAGCCUGUGGUAGCUGGGGAGGAGACUAAAUCUGUGAAAGAGCACCUCAAACAAUGGGAUUUCAUCACUUCCAGGGAAUUUCAAAGCCCUGGUCAAGGAGGAGAUUCUCCUGACACCGGUGUCUCCCAGAAUUCAGAGGCUUCCCAUGGAACAACCAAUGGCACAGAAAAGAAGAUGAAAUCAGGAAAGGUGCAGCAGCUGCUCCUUCAGCUGGGUGGACAACCGGGCUUCCAGCCACCUAUGUUUUCACCAAAAGGAGGACUGGCCACAGGAAGACAUUCAGCACCUGUCAAGAAGAUUAUGAAGGAAAGUGGGGGACUGGGCAACGAAGAAGAAGCCAAACCCACACGCAGGAAGCUGGUCCUUCCAGUUAGAAAUCUUGAGUCCCCAGAGCCGGAGACGACAACUAAGGAGGACAUGCAGGGUGGACCACAAGCUGGUGGGGAUGUGAGCCCGCUGGGGUCAGUGCAGCUUGGCCCCCAGCUGUUGGACCUGAGUGCCCAGAAGUCCCGCAUUGCCUUACGUAACAAGCAGUGCCGACCACCUCAAGACCCCAAAGAAAUCCUGAAGAAGCCCAGCCUCGCUCCAUCUCCGGUUAAACUGCCCAGACCGGAGGGCAUCGGUGGUGUGCCUUUACCAUUCAUGCUGCCAGGACUGGGAGCUGGACCACCAGUACUCAGGAAGAGGGAGACGGCACCGGCCAGCAUUAAACAAGAGCCGCUGGUCACCAUGGAGGUGGAACAGCCAAAGCUUGGCCCCCAGCUGUUGGACCUGAGUGCCCAGAAGUCCCGCAUUGCCUUACGUAACAAGCAGUGCCGACCACCUCAAGACCCCAAAGAAAUCCUGAAGAAGCCCAGCCUCGAUCCAACUCCGGUUAAACUGCCCCGACCGGAGGGCAUCGGUGGUGUGCCUUUACCAUUCAUGCUGCCAGGACUGGGAGCUGGACCACCAGUACUCAGGAAGAGGGAGACGGCACCGGCCAGCAUUAAACAAGAGCCGCUGGUCACCAUGGAGGUGGAACAGCCAAAGCUUGGCCCCCAGCUGUUGGACCUGAGUGUCCAGAAGUCCCGCAUUGCCUUACGUAACAAGCAGUGCCGACCACCUCAAGACCCCAAAGAAAUCCUGAAGAAGCCCAGCCUCGAUCCAUCUCCGGUUAAACUGCCCAGACCGGAGGGCAUCGGUGGUGUGCCUUUACCAUUCAUGCUGCCAGGAUUGGGAGCUGGACCACCAGUGCUCAGAAAGAGGGAGACAGCGCCGGUGUGUAUUAAACGAGAGCCAGUGGCCACCAUGGAGGUGGAGCAACCAAAGGUGCUGCCAGAAAACCAAAGUGACCAGGGCCUGGAAACUCCACCGAAGAAGGAGGUUAAACCGAAAUGGACACCUCCUGGGAAAGUCGGAUUCGGCAUGGCGCACCCGCAGAUGAUGUUAGAGCUAAGGGGAAAGCUGAAGAAGACCACCGACUGAAGAACACGCCAGAAAGCCGGCUAUUUAUUUGCUUGCAUGUUUCUGAAAGAAGCGGAAUGUACACAAACUUGUAUUUAUGUAUUUAUUUCUUACAAAAUAAAGCCAUCUGUAUAUGGUUUGGGGAUGUUA